Messenger RNA from Fusarium odoratissimum NRRL 54006, 3019 nucleotides. RefSeq lists its product as uncharacterized. The transcript has 2 exons. Gene Ontology annotation, biological process: carbohydrate metabolic process. The record is from RefSeq and is a predicted model, not a curated record. Bases 204 to 2888 code for a protein of 894 amino acids. NCBI's taxonomy places the organism in Eukaryota, Fungi, Ascomycota, Sordariomycetes, Hypocreales, Nectriaceae.
GUUUUACGAUGGGUUUCCCGACGAUACUGGAUAAUGGGUGCAGAUGGAUGUGAACGUGACAUAUUGAAGGGAGGUCAAUGUCAGACUUUUUUGUUUCACCACCAAUUCGCUCCCGGGAUAAAUUGUAGCGAAAAAGCUUAUACGCACCAGCUUCGUAUUCGGAACUCACCAAUUUGUUUGAGGACAUUCACACCCUGUUCAAUAUGCUGCCAGUAACUGAUGUACGCUUCGAGCAUUAUCACCCUCCUAAUACUCUUGGAGUUCAAAACUCUACGCCACGAAUCUCUUGGAAGAUCGCACACCACGACACUCGCGGCACACAAAAUGGAUACGAGAUCGAGUUGACCAGGUACGGUCCUAGCCAAGAGGCCCACGACGUAUUGACUGCAAGUCAACAGUCCCAGGAAAAUAUUCUGACUCCAUGGCCGUUCAAAGAGCCUCUGCAGUCUCGUGAGCAUGUAUCAAUUCGUGUUCGAGUCUGGGACGAGCAGGAGGAAAAGAGUCCCUGGAGUGAGCCUGCCUAUCUUGAAGUAGGGCUAUUGCAUCGGUCAGAUUGGACCUGCGAACGCAUCGCCGCCCCGUGGGCUUCAGAAACGACAGGAGCUAGCCCUGAAGACUUGUUCCGCAGGCAAUUUGUUCUUCGCGACUCGCCUGUCAAAGCACGACUCUAUAUCACCACCCAAGGAGUCUAUGAAGCUGAGAUCAAUGGGCAACGCGUCGGUGAUUAUUUCCUCGCUCCGGGAUGGACAUCCUACGAUGGGCGACUCCAGUAUCAGACUUAUGAUGUUAUUUCGCACCUAGUCAACGGUUUGAAUUGUAUUGGAAUUAGAGUUGCAGAGGGAUGGUUCUGUGGCCGUAUUGGGUUUGAAGGCGGACACAGAAACAUAUGGGGUCCUCAUACUGCUGUUCUUGCGCAGUUGGAAGUCACUUACGCGGAUGGGCAAACCUGCAGAAUAGAGAGCGAUGGUUCAUGGAAGGUUAUACAAGGCCCAACUCGCCUGGCGGAGAUAUAUGACGGGGAAAAGUAUGACAUGAUGAUGGAGGUGUCGAAUUGGUCAUCGGUGACGGAUGAAGAGAGUCUGAAAGGUUGGACAAAUGCACAAACGCUGACAUUCCCACCUGAAUCUACACAGCUUGUGGCAGGCUUCGCAGAACCAGUGCGUCGGAUCGAAACCAUAAAUCCUGUCAUAGAGAUCACGACACCAAGUGGAAAAAGAGUCCUUGACUUUGGUCAAAAUCUCGUCGGAUAUUUGCGUCUAUCAGGCAUCAAAGGAUCCAAUGGACACAAGAUUAUCCUUCAACAUGCUGAAGUCAUGGAGAACGAAGAGCUUGGUAUUCGACCCUUGAGAAUAUGCCAAGCGAAGGAUGAGAUCACCCUAAAAGUUUCACAGAAAGAGCUAUGUUGGGAACCAAGAUACACUUUUCAUGGAUUUCGGUACGCUCAGAUUGAUAAUUGGCCCGGUUCCUUUGAUUUAUCCUGUAUCGAAGCUGUCGUGUGUCACACGGACAUGAAACCCGCUGGUCACUUCUCGUGCUCAGACCCGCUACUGAAUCAACUGUAUCGGAAUAUCGUUUGGGGUAUGAGAUGUAACUUUCUUUCGGUACCGACUGAUUGUCCUCAGAGAGAUGAACGACUGGGCUGGACAGGAGAUCUGUCUCUCUUUGGCCCUACGGCAUGUCUCAUUUAUGACUGCUUUAGCAUAUUGAAGAACUGGCUAAUUGAUCUUGCAUAUGAUCAAGAUGUUCUUGGUGGUGUUCCCCCGAUGGUCAGUCCGAAUGCUACUCUCCCAGAUCCCAUCUGGUGUAGAAGAGUGCCAUGCGCCAUUUGGCACGAUGUCACGAUCAUAGCACCAUGGGUUCUUUAUCAGGAGAGUGGAGAUGAGAGCAUCUUGACCCAGCAGUAUGACAGUAUGAUGAAGUGGAUGAAGGUGCUUCCUCGAAUGAAGUCUGGACUAUGGGAUCCCAAACCGUUUCAACUCGGGGACUGGCUUGAUCCCGCAGCGCCGCCAGAUCAGCCAUGGAAAGGCGCGACGGACGCCAAAAUGGUGUCAAAUAUGUUCUUGCUACAAAGUUUAGAUCUCAUGAGCAAAAUAUGUGGCGUGCUGGGACGGAAGGAUGAACAACAGAUAUUCAAUGAGGACUACCAGGCCACACGAGUUGAGUUCCAGCAAGAAUACGUCACACCUCGGGGGCGUCUUACUUCAGAUUCGCAAGCUGCAUACGCACUUGCUAUCUGUCUUGACCUCCUCGACCCAGCGCAACGGGUACGAGCUGGAGAUCGUCUUGUGGAGCUCGUACGCAAGAAUGAGUUCAAAGUCGGCACAGGAUUUGCCGCCACGCCAUUCCUUUGCGAAGCCCUUGCAUCUACUGGCCACAUCCAAGUUGCAUACGCGAUGCUACUCGAAAAAGGCUGCCCAUCGUGGCUAUACCCGGUAACUAUGGGUGCAACCACAGUCUGGGAGAGGUGGGACAGCAUGCUGCCUGACGGUUCUAUAAACCCGGGAGAAAUGACCUCAUUUAACCACUAUGCCUUUGGAGCUAUAGCAAAAUUCAUGUAUGAACGAGUUGCCGGGCUGCAGAGACUUGAGCCCGGAUGGAGGCGAGUUCGUAUCUCUCCCGCUAUUGGCGCUACCUUUUCUCGAGCUGCUGCGUCGCAUGUUUCUCCUCAGGGCACUAUUUCUUUUGAGUGGGAAACGAGCGUUGUUGACGGAGAUCAAGAAGAAUUUGCUAUCAAAGCUACGGUUCCGCCAAACACUGUUGUCGAGAUUAUUCUUCCUGGUUUGGAAAGGAAAGAGGUAAAGAAGGUUGGCUGUGGUGAGUGGACUUUUAGAUCACUCUUUAGAAGAGAGUAUGAGUGGCCUGUUUCGCCGCUGCCACCGAAGGCAUGAGAAGGGAUCUUAAUGGUUAUGACUUGAGUUAUCUAUGGUGUAUAGAAAUACUGUGAUAAGCUGCUUAUAAGCCCAAUGUAGUAGAACUUAAUAAAACCCUACUAAUAUGUAGAAAUCCAGAGAAAGUUCAA